AUGCUGCCCAACAAUUGCAAAAUGCUGCCGUUGCACGUCGCGUCGGCCCAAGGUUUUGUGAUUAUAGUUAUGGUGCUGGCCAGGGAUCUCAACGGGUGUACCCGUGUUAAACCCGCAUUUUUUCGAAGGCUAUAUACGUCCCAGUCGGGCUAAAACGGAGAAAAAUCUUUUUUUUAGAGUAAAAGGCAAAGGCCUAGAAGCGAAGCGUGUUAAUUUUCGUUUACAGAAUGCCAAAACAUUGAAAAAGACUCAUUGACCUUGAAAAUAUUAUCAAUUAUUACAUACAUUGAAGUUUAUUAUACAUAAAAAUACUAUCAAUAUACCCAUAAAAAAAGAGGUUUGAUUCAUUUUUCAGGCAACAUUGAGUUCAUUCGUGCCGCCACAAAAUUCGACAAUCAGAUGGUCAAUUCUCGGGACGAAUUUGGUCAGUUUUUGCUGGGUAUCACGAUCCUUUAAAGGUAGGAAAAAAUUCUAAAUAAAUUUUGACACGAAGAGGUUUUUCAUUGUUGUAAAAGACCGCGAUCAAUAGCUGAACCUACAAAAAAGGAAAAUGAGAUUAAGGGUUUAUGAAUCAAAUUGAAAAUAAAAAGAAAAAGAAUCAUUAUAAUUUUUUUAUUUUCGAUGAUUCAGAUAUUUUGGAGCUUUUUCAAGUUUUAUUUGGUCUGAAAAAAUGAGAUCAAAAAGAGAGAAACAUCGCUUUUUUAUUCCUUUGAUUUUUUUAAACCUAUCCCGCAGCAUUAUCACGGCUUUCUUUUUCCUCCGAGCUACAGAACCAUUCUUUUUGAGACACGCGGCCUGUCUCUGUGCAUGCGCCUUCAAUUUAGCUGAAAAGUUUCCGUUAAUGUAAAGGCGCAUGCACAGAGACAGGCCGUGCAUUACGAAGGGAAUGGUUCUGUAGCUCGGAGGAAAGCAAGAAGCGCGACAAUCUGCUCAGGAUGGCCAUACUGGUCAUUGAAGAGUAAUCUUAGGGGGCAAUAAAGCAAGCAAAAGUGUCCACUAUAGGGAUUUUCCAGGAUGUACCCCAUGUGUUUACGCGGUUCAAGGAGGCUGUCUGAGCAGCGUAAGGUAUUUGGUCGAAAAGGCGCGCAGCGAAAUGGGCAGCGUCAGUAAUCGAGGUACUUCUUUUUACCGUUUCAGCGAAAACAGUUUAGAAAAUAGUUCUGAAGUUUUAAUAAUUUAUUUUUGGGUCCGGAUGUUAAUAAUUACAAGCUUGAGUUUUUUUCAAGUCUGAUACUUAUUCUUCGAAGUCUUUUUUUAGACUGAGAGAUAAAAAAAUUUCAUAUUUUCUUUAAAAAUAAACUGAAUUUUAAGUCCAAUUUUUCGCUUUAAUUACAAAAAAAUCAGCCUUUUUUUCCACCAAAAAGGAUCUUUUUCCUCGUUUUUUUCGAAGUCUUUCUCAACUGGGAGAUGAAGAUCAAAUGCUUUUUUUGGAAUGAACCGUAUUUUUCGCACUAUUUUUCCUUGCGAAAUGCCUAAAAUCUAGGCGCUCAGAGUCUCCUCCAUCUGGGAAAAGGGAAAAUGUAUACUUUCCAGAGAAUAAACUUAAUUUUUGGACCCAAAGUACGUUUUUCCGUCAGGAGCAAGGCUUUCCCAACCAGGACACGACGGACAAAAUUUCAAUUUUUUUUUCUUCCGAACUACGGAAUUUUCAGGCCAAUCCCUGCUCCACAUCGCUUCUCUGUGUGGUCAUGACCAUAUUGCCCGUUGGAUUUUGCACAGGACUGGAAGCGACGCGAUCCUUUGGACGACCAAUGAUCGGAGCCCAACGCUGUUCAUUGUGCUGCUUGUGGGUCUUUGAAUUGUUUUAUAGUCUGUGUGCCACAUCUUGAAAGAGUCGAAAAUGAGUAAGCUUUAAAUGAUCCUUGAAGGAACGAUUAAACUGGGUUUUAUUGAUUUUUCAAAUUAUGAAAACACACCUGCGAAAAUUCGAACGACUUUUCCAAUUUUUGCAUAUCGUUAGGGAACUUUCCGACGAAAUUUUUUCGACUUUUUCGACUUUUUCCCUUAUGUUUUUCGGUUUAUAAAACAUUCAUAAACUUUUUUUUCUUAUUUCUUUGUGUUUUAAAGAUGAACCAACUACAUACUUUAUAUAGGAAGUUUUUAAAAACGAAGAUUUUAUUGAGAAAAAGAGUCGGAAAAAAAGAUUCGUCGGAAAGUUCCGUAGCGAUAUGAAAAAAUCGGAAAAGCCGCUGUAUGAAUUUUUCGCUGGUGUUUUUUUUUAGCACCGCUGGAAGUAACAAGUGAAUUUUUUUCUUUGAAAUGGUUUAACUUGAGUAUGAAACACAGAUUCGAGGUUAUAAAAAUGGAAUUUUUCAAAGUUUUUUUGUGUUGAAUUUCUCCCGAUUUUUUUCAACGAUCGUGUUGUUUUUUUGAUCAUUUAUUCCCUGUUUGUAGUCUCAUUUUGCAGUUGCGGGUUCGGUUCCGGUCCUCGCCCAACUUCUCGCUUCUUUCGGGAAGAAAAGACGACAGCAGGUCCUGGCCAUUCGGGAUUCUCGGUACAUUUUUCGUUUGAAAAAAUGUUGAUUGGAUUUUUUUAAACCUUAAUAACUUUAAAAGACGUGAUUGUAUUUGAAAAUUUCUCUAGUAUUAAAAAUAAGCGUUGAAACAGGAAAAUCACACAAAAUUAAGUUUGACCCCUAGAGGGGAACCUUCUAGAACCUUUUACCUUUUAAGGAACCUUUGAAGACUUUCAAGGUUGCCCCUCUAGGGACCGCUCUACCUUUCUUUAGUAUCUUAUAACUGAAUUUAAAAGAUAAACGAAAAAAAAAUAGUAGGAAAGCUGAAAAAUAGAUUAGAAAAAGGGGCGUGGCCUGUCUGCGCUCUCCACGAGACAUGGACUAUCUCGUUUUUUCUAAAAUCGUGUUAAGACCCAUUUUUCAAUGGUUUAAACCAACCGUGAAUAACCUAGUUUAAUUUUAUUUUUUAUUUCAGUGGAAAUACGCCCCUUCAUCUCGCAGCCAUCAAUAAUCACUUGGAUGCUGCUCUUUUCUUGGUUCGUUUUUUUUGUUCAUUUUUUCUUGAAAAAGAGAUUUUCAGUUGGAAAACGGAGCAGAUUCCCAAUUGGUCAACUCGACCGGCAACAGCCCUCAAGCCAUUGCCGCGAUGAGGGGACACCGUCAAAUGGAGCGUCUUGUGGCGGGUUAUAAUGGUAGGAUUGCUGUUUUUCUAGCUGUUGAUAAUAGAAUUAUACUAUUUCCAGUGGUUAAUGAACACUUUGCAGUAAAGUUCCCCCGUACUAUUUAUUUGAAAAGAGGUCGUUGCUUCGUUGCUUUUCAGUGAAAUAGUUCGUUUUUAGUUGCUCUGGUGAUUAAAAAAAUAUGAAAAAAAUGGAGGGGGACUAAUGCGGACAAGAGUUGUCAAAGUUAGGUAGGCGGGACUUUCUUGAAGAUUACCUGAUUACCUAAGCAAUCUAGAAUCGUUGGGCGAGGAGGGGGUUUUAGUUCUAGAAUAAGAAAUAGCCCCCAUCAAAAGGUUUAGUUUUCAACUUGUCGAAUUUCGGCGGGGGGACUUUUUUUCUUUCCUAAAUGUUAAUAACCUUCCUUGAGAGCAAAAUCGAAAAAAUUCGAAAACUUUUCAAAAUGCCACUAAAACCGAACUGCAAAUGGCGCACCGUUUCAACACCAAAAAUCAAUUUUUCAUAUAGUUUAAAGAAAUUCCAGGAAAGAAAAAGAAGACGAAGGCGAAAAAGGCGCAAUCCCUCCACGAUCUGACCCAACACCCGUCCCUUCGCUCGGCCCCCUUGAGUCCCGGGCCGAGGAGCCCGGGCGGGUUCACCACCUUUUCCAAUGGAACCAGUGCUGGUCGGCGUUCUCCUUGAAUAGUUUUAUAUUUGAUUUUUCUAGGAUUUGAAGAGAGAACUUUGUCCCCGAGAGCCCUCAGUUCUGGAUAUUCGAGCAACGGCGACGCCGCUGAUUCUUUGUGAGUUUCUAGCUGAAUUUCAAGAAUGUUUCGUGCAUUUCGCUCACCAGAUCAGUCAGAAAAGCAUGCUGAACAAAUUGCCCUUUAGUUCAGAAUUUUAAAUUUUUGAAGAGUAGUUCAAAAUUGUGUCCUCUUUAAAAUUUGUACGAUUUUCAAGUUUCAAGGCGUUUUUGUUAGUGGAAAAAAAAUGCGAAACCAAAAACACGGUCGGCGGAAUCAAAAUACCCGCCGUUCCCACGUGACGUCAUGAUUUUGGCUCCAAAAGCCUAAAUAACAGGACACAUUAAAGGCGCAGGCCGCCGUAUUGCCAGAGGUCUUUGAGACGAAUCGAAAUUUCUCUACAUAAAUGCAAAUCUGUGCGCGAAAGCGGCGCAGUGCAUGCACACGACACACAACACUUUACGGAGAAAAAGUGGGCGUGGCGUUGUCGAAAAACGCCGUGGCUUGAUUUAUCGAAAGAUUCAAAAAAAAAAUAUUGUCGGCUUAAAAAAAGUUUGACUUUUUUUUGAGUCAAAUUUUCUGAAAUGAAACAUUUUUAGGACCAGCGAAAGUGUGGAAAUCGUUCGCCAUCGGUUACGGUAUGUCGAAGAUGGAGCCGAUUCGUUGCGGGACUCGGCCGCUCAAACCGAUGUUGAUUCGCUUCAAGAUCACAUCAAGGUAAUGUCUACAGUAAUUUUGGCAAUUUCGAAAUUGAAGCGUUAUUCGCAAAAAUACGCAAAGUGGACCGACAUGAUUCAUCGACUUUGAGAUACAUUUCAAAAAUAUUAAAUUUUCAGGUGAUCGACGAUAAAACUUGGGCCGGCUUGGGCCUUUCGGCCGUCGAACACAUCGAUCGGGUUCUCGACGAAGUUGGCAUCAGCGAUUGA
Messenger RNA from Caenorhabditis auriculariae, 4784 nucleotides. The record is from the annotation of a GenBank genome assembly. Lineage: Eukaryota; Metazoa; Nematoda; Chromadorea; Rhabditida; Rhabditidae.